Coccomyxa subellipsoidea C-169 is the source of this 384-nucleotide messenger RNA. RefSeq lists its product as hypothetical. Lineage: Eukaryota; Viridiplantae; Chlorophyta; Trebouxiophyceae; Coccomyxaceae. Bases 1 to 384 code for a protein of 127 amino acids. The transcript has 3 exons. The record is from RefSeq and is a predicted model, not a curated record.
AUGGGCGACAGGAGCACUGGGCUGGACAGGGAAAGACAAGUGAGGCAGCUCAGCAAUGAGUGGCAACUGCAAGUUUGCAACCCGCUCGAGAUAGCCAGCCCACAAUUGCACUGGCUUGAGCUGCUCAGGUAUAUCAGACUGCUGAGACUUGAGCCGCUUCCAGAAGGCUCGGGGGUCACUGUGCAAAUCAUCAAGCAGGCGUCGCAGUUGCGCGAGCCGGUGAGCGCGCCGUUUGUGGCGGACGGCCUCGGCAACCAGAUCCUGGCGGCGGCUGGUGCUCUUCGGCCCUUCGUCAUGACGGCAGGCGUCUGCUCAGCCGCGGACUUUGAUGGAACUUCCGGCAACCUUGGCACCGAUUCCCAUAAUGCGCAGCCGCUCCAUUAA